Messenger RNA from Conger conger (European conger), 5866 nucleotides. RefSeq names its product inactive phospholipase C-like protein 2. The record is from RefSeq and is a predicted model, not a curated record. The coding region runs from base 1456 to 4776 and encodes 1106 amino acids. Gene Ontology annotation, biological process: intracellular signal transduction; lipid metabolic process. Gene Ontology annotation, molecular function: phosphatidylinositol-4,5-bisphosphate phospholipase C activity. NCBI's taxonomy places the organism in Eukaryota, Metazoa, Chordata, Actinopteri, Anguilliformes, Congridae. The transcript has 6 exons.
GGACGAUAGCCGUGAACAUACAGCGCGCGAGGGUUGGUUUUAAGGAAGCGAUUGUAGCUAGCUAAUUCGUAUUCUGAACUGUCACCGUGUCGCUAUGAAAUAUUAAACGUCGGAGCAAUAUCGACCAACGGACAUCUCACCUGGGCUUUUACGAAAUGAUUGCUAGUCAAUUGGUUAUCUAGGAUGCUGCUUUAAGAAAUCCUCGCUAGCGUUAGCCGGUUAGCUAGCCAGCAAUAUCUGGAUACGGUUCGUGCUUAAUUUUGCGUUUGCUGGUUAGCUACAGCCUUAAGGAUGCUCACAAAUUAGCCAACGGUCGUCAAGAAGGCAGUGCUAGCUAGUUAGCUUAACAAGUCAUCGCGGUGUCAAGAAGAGGAAUAACAUUUUAUAUUAUCACAUCACCAUUUGAGGUUUUUAUUCUGGGAAUCACUGAGUGGAUUUCAUCAAUUUAACCAAAUGUCAUUAUAGAUGGGUAUCUAGCUAAUUAGAUCAGCAUAUGAAUGUCAGUUAGCUAACGUUAGCUAACUAACGUUACCAGUGGUAGCGUCUGUAGUGUUAAUUUAUAUUGCCUACCUUGAAUAUUGCACAUUGCAAUAGUCAACGUUCUAGCCAGGAAUCCAAUCUAGCCCGUGAGUUGAGGAAGUCGUAUAUACCGAUAAACCUUAUUAACGUUAUCAACUUGAUACUGUAUCAAAAGAGCGCUUUUCUGAUUCGAUUGAUAUUUAGAUAGCUGUCACCAAUGCCUUGCAAGGGUGACUGAUGAACCACGUUGAUGGAUGAAUGCGUUGUAUUGAGACAGCUAGUAGCUAGCUUUAACAUUAAUUGAAUUGAGGUAGCUAUCUGGUUGACGGUAGCAAAAUAGUACAGACAUUAACAGCUUUUCUUUGUGGUUAGUGUUAGCUAGUUGAAAUAAGGUGUCUUUAUAUGUCAUAAUACCUUUAUAUACCAUAUAUUUCGUUAACUGUCUGUAUUGGUUGGCUAUGACAAAUCGUGCCAUUGUCCACAAAAUUCUAGGAGAAUGAGAAGUUGGACUAAUUAGUUGGCUAUGUAACUUAACGUUAGCUAGCUAGCUAACUAAAACUACAAUGCAAGGAUCACCCCACAAAGGUGUUAAAUUGAAUUAGAUGGCUGGCAAGCUAGCUGAGACAUGUACACAUGGAAUUAGUUAACCAGCUAUCUAAAAGUUUGCAUCUGGGACGGUAACGGUAAGUUAGUUAGUUUUUCAGACACCUAGCAACUAAUUAUUUAGCUAGCUAAUGUUCAUGUGAUGUCUGUAUAUUGCUAGCUAGCUGGCAGCUAGCAUACGUUAGGAAUUAUUCUGCCGGAGCAUGUCUGGAGAGACACUAAUGUUAGCUAAAUGAACAUUACUUGCAGUGGUUUUCCAGAGACAGACAAACGCCGAAAUACGCAUAACGAGCCAAAUCAUUAAAGUUCUUAACGUUUACAGUAACGUUACCUAUGGCGGAGUUAGGGGAGAACGGCGGAGUGUCUUCUCCCACAAUAGAAAAUAAAUUGGCCGUAACCGGGGACGAGACAGACGAAGAAACACAAUGCAAAGAAUCGGUGUCGAACGGGGACUGUGGGAUUCCAACCAUGAUUGGGUCCGAAUCUCCGACUAAAUAUGACAGCCCCGAGAAAGCCAACAGCACUUCUGCCGGAUUAGAUACGAAAUCUGGGAUACCUCGAAGAAGCAGUAUUAUAAAGGAUGGCUCGAGGCAGCGUAGAGAGAGGAAGAAGACGGUCUCUUUCAGCAGCAUGCCCACAGAUAAAAAAAUAAGCAGCGCCAGUGAUUGCAUCAAUGCCAUGGUGGAAGGCUCCGAACUGAGGAAGGUCCGGUCCAACUCCCGCGUCUACCACCGCUACUUCCUGCUGGACGCUGACAUGCAAUCGCUCCGGUGGGAGCCCUCUAAGAAAGAGUCUGAGAAGGCCAAGAUUGAUGUCAAGUCCAUCAAGGAAGUGCGGACGGGAAAGAAUACAGACAUUUUCAGAACCAAUGGAAUAUAUGAGCAGAUAUCAGAGGAUUGCGCUUUCUCGAUUAUUUAUGGAGAGAACUACGAGUCCCUGGACUUGGUAACAAACUCUGCUGAUGUGGCGAACAUUUGGGUGACAGGGCUUCGGUACCUGAUAUCCUAUGGGAAACAUACCCUCAACAUGAUCCAGAGCAGUCAGGACAACCUGCGGUCUUCCUGGCUUUCUGAUCUCUUUGCAGAUGCUGAUACCAAAGGCAACAAGCAUAUAGGUUUGUGCACUGCUGUGCAGCUGAUCAAAGACUUAAAUCCUGGCCUGAAAAAUGUAAAAAUAGAGCUAAAGUUCAAAGAAUUUCACAAGUCUAAAGGUAAGCUAGGUGGCGAGGUAACCAAGGAGGAAUUCAUUGAAGUUUUUCAUGAUCUUUGCACCAGACCAGAGAUUUACUUCCUCUUGGUCCAGUUCUCCAGUAACAAGGAGUUCUUGGACACAAAAGACCUAAUGAUGUUCCUGGAGGCAGAGCAAGGCAUGGCCCAGGUAAGUGAAGACACCAGUCUAGAAGUAAUCCGAAAGUAUGAGCCUUCUAAGGAAGGGCAGCAGAAGGCCUGGCUGUCCCUCGAUGGCUUCAUAAAUUAUCUCAUGUCAUCAGAGUGCCACAUAUUCGACCCUGAACAGAAGACAGUCUGUCAGGAUAUGGACCAACCCCUGACCCACUAUUAUAUCAAUGCCUCCCACAACACUUACCUGAUUGAGGAUCAAUUUAGGGGCCCCUCUGAUAUCACAGGUUAUAUCCGUGCUCUCAAGAUGGGUUGCAGAAGCGUAGAGUUGGAUGUGUGGGAUGGCCCAGACAAUGAGCCAGUCAUCUACACAGGCCACACCAUGACAUCGCAGAUUGUUUUCCGCAGCGUCAUCGAUGUUAUCAACAAGUAUGCUUUCGUUGCAUCCGAGUUCCCCUUGAUCCUCUGCCUGGAGAACCAUUGUUCCCUAAAGCAACAAACGGUCAUGUUUCAGCACCUGAAAAAGAUCCUGUCUGAUAAGCUGCAGCUUGAUUCCCCUAGAACUGAGGACAGCUACCUGCCUUCUCCCGCUCAUCUUAAGGGGAAAAUACUCCUGAAGGGGAAGAAGCUGAGCCCCAACUGCACAGGUGCAGAGGGUGAUGUCACUGAUGAGGAUGAGGGGGCGGAGAUGUCCCAGAGGAACAAUGAAUCAGGCGAUCAGCCAAACCUAGUCCCACCAAAAAAGUUUCAGCUCUCUAAGGACCUCUCAGAUCUGGUAACACUUUGCAAAUCCGUGGGGUUCAAAGACUUCCAGGCAGCAUUUCAGAGCCAGAAGUACUGGGAGUUCUGCUCCUUCAAUGAAGUCUUUGCCAGCCGCUGUGCCACAGAAUUCCCUGGUGAUUUUGUCAAUUACAAUAAGAAAUUUCUGGCACGGGUUUAUCCAAGCCCGAUGCGGAUCGACUCUAGCAACAUGAACCCUCAGGACUUCUGGAAGUGCGGCUGCCAGAUUGUGGCCAUGAACUUCCAGACCCCAGGCCUGAUGAUGGACUUGAACAUUGGCUGGUUCCGUCAGAACGGGAACUGUGGAUAUGUCCUCCGUCCUGCCAUCAUGAGGGAGGAAGUGUCGUAUUUCAGCGCUAACACAAAAGACUCUGUCCCAGGUGUGUCCCCGCAGCUCCUGCACAUAAAGAUCAUCAGUGGACAGAAUUUCCCCAAACCCAAGGGCUCGAGCGCCAAGGGCGAUGUCGUUGACCCGUACGUCUAUGUGGAGAUUCACGGCAUUCCAGCCGACUGCGCUGAGCAAAGGACUAAAACUGUGCACCAGAAUGGGGACAACCCUAUUUUUGAUGAGAGCUUUGAGUUUCAGAUUAACCUUCCGGAGCUGGCGAUGGUGCGCUUCGUGGUGCUGGAUGAUGACUACAUUGGGGACGAGUUUAUUGGGCAGUACACCAUUCCCUUUGAGUGCUUGCAGCCUGGCUUUCGGCAUAUCCCUCUUCAGUCACUGACGGGGGAGAUUCUGCCACAUGCCUGGCUGUUUGCCCAUGUGGCCAUCACCAACCGUCGAGGAGGGGGCAAGCCCCACAAGCGAGGACUGUCAGUGCGCAAAGGCAAACGGAGCCGGGAGUAUGCCACUAUGCGAGUACUGUUCAUCAAGGCCGUGGAUGAGGUCUUCAAAACUGCAGCUCAGCCGCUGAGAGAGGCCACAGACCUUCGGGAAAACAUGCAGAAUGCCAUUGUUCCAUUUAAAGAGCUGUGUGGCCUGUCGGCGGUGGCAAACCUCAUGCAGUGCAUCCUGGCGCUGUCGUCCCGCCUGACUGGGACAGACAACAUCCCCCUCCUGAUGUUCAACCUGAAGGACCAGUACCCCACCAUGGACCCGCAGGGGCUUCUGCCUGAGGUGCUGAAGAAGGUUGUCAUGGCCUAUGAAGUGAUGAUCCAGACGAGUAAGGCUCUGAUUGAGAACUCUGAUGGCGUCUAUGAGAGGCUGCUGCAGAUCCAGAGAUCAGCUAUGGAGUUCCAUGAGAAGCUGCACGACAUGGCGGUGAAGGAGGGUCUGAAGGGCCGCAAGCCGCAGAAAGCCCUGGAGAGCUUCACCUGGAACAUCACCAUCCUGAAGGGCCAGGCAGACCUGCUGAAACAUGCCAAGAACGAGGUUCUGGAGAACCUGAAGCAGAUCCACUAUGCUGCUCUCACCUGUAACCUGAAUAAGGGCGGGGCAGAGGGUGUGGCCGGGGUCGAGGGCAAGCCCCGCCGGAGCCUGGAGGUCAUCCCGGAGAAGGCCAGCCCAGACGACGACCCACAGGAGGGGCUGAACUGAGGGCCUCGCCCCCCCUUCCCCCACCGAAAUCAAAUUCAAACAAAAACGCUUACCCCUAACAUUCCCCAAACCAGCCCCAGCUCUGCGGUCCAGAGAUGACCAACAGAAUUCACACGGGACCAUCCAUAAAUGCAGUGGCCAUUGGAAACCGCAUUUAAAGACAGAUAGGGCGAGCCCAAGGGAGACCUCUUCUGUUUGCUUUGGCAGUUUCUAAAGCACAAAAUACAGGUUUAUGCGAAUGUAGUAAAGAACUGUGAGAGAGGAGAGAUUGUAAAGUUUACAGUGCAACUGAUUCAUGUCUUGUCUGCCAAAAUGUUUGUGUAUAUAUGGAGAUCUGUUACUUUGUUUUUACAUUGUGUAUUGUUCCGAUCUCCCCCUUUUUUGAAUACAGUUUCUUAUUUUAGAGGUGAAGAGAUUGAUUUUAUGUGUUUUAAACGUUGGACUGCCAGGCCUGAUGGCAUUCGCCCUGUACAUUGACCCCAGUGUGGGGAUUCCUCAUACGGACUAAGUUUUGAGCCGAGACCAGCAACUACUCUGUAAAAAUGAGGUGAGGAGAACAAGAGAUUGAAAUAGGGGCUGAGUGACUUGUAGGUAGUGAAUGUUCCAUGUGUGUCUAACUUAUUGAAUAAUAAUAAUAGCUUCUGAACCAUUCCAGGUAAUAAAAUUAGUUGUCUGUUUAUGGAUAGCGAUAAACAUGUGGGUGCCUCAUCGCUCUUAGCCAAUCGGGCAGUAAUGUGAGGAGAUGGAUGAUUCUGCUCCAUUGUGUCCUGCCCAGACCUGCCGAGUCACACCUCGUCUCAAGCUCAUGUUGCCGGGUCCAUUUGUCUGGUCUGGUCUGGUCUGGAGCUCCAGAAGCAGCCUAUCACAGGUCCACUUCCAGUUUAUUCCAUCACCCACAAAGUGUUUACUCAAGCCACAUGAAAAAAAUGUUGUCCUUUAUAAACUUCAGUGCAGUGCCAGUGGGUGUGUAUUUAUAACCGAAGUUAACCAUUUAUACCAGUUGAAUACGUACCGCCAGUUUCACAUCAGUUCCCAGUUUUGUUGGAAUCUGUUAAAAAUCCCGUUUCCAGAAUAAACUAACUGAAAUAAA